This is a messenger RNA of Racocetra persica, 754 nucleotides long. The record is from the annotation of a GenBank genome assembly. NCBI's taxonomy places the organism in Eukaryota, Fungi, Glomeromycota, Glomeromycetes, Diversisporales, Gigasporaceae.
AUGCAGACAGAAACCAAACGUCGUAUAGCACUUCCCGCGCCUUUUAUGAGGCCACAUUAUGAUGUGGUUGUUAUUGGAUCAGGAUAUGGGGGUGCUAUUGCUGCCUGUCGUAUGUCACGAGCUGGAAAAAAAGUUGCUCUCUUAGAAAGAGGGAAAGAAAGAUGGCCUGGAGAAUAUCCAACCAAGCCCUUAGAAUGCUUAAAAGAAAUGCAAUAUAGUUCAGUUGCGAGACACAUAGGUAAAAAGACUGGAAUGUACCACUUUUAUAAUGGAUCUGGUCAAGAUGCUUUUGUUGGAUGCGGGCAAGCUUAUCAUCGUGUUUGGGAAAUGGAGAUUUGGCCAGAAGACAUUGAGUAUGAAGAAAUUAGGCGUGGCUACGAACUUGCACAGCAAAUGCUCGAACCAGUUUCUUACCCGGAAAGCUCACCAGAUUUUCCAAAACUUAAAGCAUUGGAAAAACUAGCUGAAGAAUUAGAAUGCCCUGAACGUUUUAAACGUCCGCCAAUCACAGUCACCUUUGAAAAUCGUAUCAAUGCAGCUGGAGUCAAACAGAAAAAAUCCACAUUGACGGGAACGACACUACAGGGGUUAAUGAUGGAAGAUGAACGAGAAGCCUUCACAGUUGAUAGCCAUCAGUCUCUCUUUUUUGUAACGGCUGAUAUUAUUUUUCUUGCGGCUGGUACUCUUGGAACUAACGAAAUUUUGCUCAGAUCAAAAGCGAAUGGACUUGAAAUUAGUUCGGAAUUAGGACGAG